AUGAAACCGACUGAUUAUCAAAGAUACAUAGACCUUUAUAAGUCGAAGGCCUUAGUUCAUCCUGAUGAUCCAGGUCGUGUCAUGGCUGCUUUAGUUGUAGGUGGUGCCACUCAAGAAAUGA
Molecule: messenger RNA, 121 nt
Organism: Racocetra fulgida
Lineage: Eukaryota; Fungi; Glomeromycota; Glomeromycetes; Diversisporales; Gigasporaceae
Source: the annotation of a GenBank genome assembly